AAAAAGAACCAACGAUGCAGUCAAUCGUUGACCGUCCAGCUAAUAGUGGCUAUCUUGAUUACACCAACCUCGCGAUGAACGUAGGAAGUACUUACGACCAUAAACACGAAAGAGGUAAUCUUAAUGGAGUAAAUGAGAGUAAUGGUCAACAUUAUGACGACAUUUGGGAGCUUCGAAAAAGUAGUUAUAAUGGCCGUAAUGGCUAUGGACGGGGCGGCAAUGGAGGUCGCAAUGGUUACAGUGGUAAUGGAGGUGGGAAUGGUAAUAGGAGAAUUCGGAUUCCGAAUAAUUACCGAGCUUAUGUUGAACUCACCUUCAGAGUAACAAACUUUCAUGCGGCAACUGUAGCAUCUGAACUAAUGGAUUAUUUUAGAUUGUUCGGCAACGUGUAUAAAAUAACAAUUGAGACAGCAGAAAUUGAUGG
Scutellospora calospora is the source of this 424-nucleotide messenger RNA. Lineage: Eukaryota; Fungi; Glomeromycota; Glomeromycetes; Diversisporales; Gigasporaceae. The record is from the annotation of a GenBank genome assembly.